Vitis riparia (riverbank grape) is the source of this 1940-nucleotide messenger RNA. RefSeq names its product protein ACCELERATED CELL DEATH 6-like. The coding region runs from base 18 to 1880 and encodes 620 amino acids. The record is from RefSeq and is a predicted model, not a curated record. Gene Ontology annotation, molecular function: protein phosphatase 1 binding; protein phosphatase regulator activity. The transcript is spliced from 3 exons. Gene Ontology annotation, cellular component: plasma membrane. NCBI's taxonomy places the organism in Eukaryota, Viridiplantae, Streptophyta, Magnoliopsida, Vitales, Vitaceae.
UUGAAGAAAACGAGAAGAUGCUUCAUCAAGGAAGUGGAAGUGCUCCUCCCACACAAGGAGUCGACGCUCCCGCUGAUGAAGAUGAAGAUGUGGAGGAGGGAUUAAUGGACAGCCGAAUGUACAUGCAGGCGACCCAAGGACAUGUUGGUGACUUUAUUCGAAUUUUACAGUCGAUAUCCUCCGAAAAGGAACUUCAAUCAAUAAUCCUCUGCCAAGUUAGUCACCGGAACAAUACAUGCCUCCACAUAGCAGUAAGCUUUGGACACCAUGAGCUUGCCAAGCACAUCGUGGGACUGUGUCCAGACCUUAUCAAAAAGACAAACUCCAAAGGCGACACUGCACUUCAUAUUGCUGCUAGAAAAAAAGAUUUAUCUUUCGUUAAGUUUGCCAUGGAUUCAUGUCCUUCUGGAAGUGGCGCAUCCCGAGAUGUAGAGCAGGCUGAGCAUUCAUUGCUGAGAAUUGUUAACAAAGAAGGAAAUACAGUGUUGCACGAGGCACUGAUAAACCGUUGCAAACAAGAAGAGGUGGUGGAGAUCCUUAUUAAGGCAGAUCCCCAAGUGGCUUAUUAUCCGAAUAAGGAGGGAAAGUCGCCAUUGUAUCUAGCUGCAGAAGCACACUACUUCCAUGUCGUCGAGGCUAUAGUAAAAUCUAAAGUUGAGGAGCACAUGAACAUUAACAGAGACCGCGAAGCCAAGCCGGCAGUCCAUGGUGCCAUUCUGGGAAAGAAUAAAGAGAUGUUGGAAAAAAUACUAGCCCUGAAGAUCGUCCACCAAAGAGAUGAACAUGGAAGGACUCCACUUCAUUAUGCGGCAUCGAUUGGAUAUCUUGAAGGAGUUCAAACGCUGUUAGCUAGAGACCAAUCUAACUUUGAUCGAUAUCAUAGGGACGACGAAGGCUUCUUACCCAUCCAUGUUGCAUCAAUGAGAGGCUAUGUAGACAUCGUCAAAGAGUUGCUCCAGGUCUCCUCCGACUCAAUAGAAUUGCUUAGCAAACACGGUGAGAACAUUCUUCAUGUGGCAGCCAAGUAUGGUAAAGAUAAUGUAGUAGAUUUUGUGCUGAAAAAAAAAGGGGUUGAGAACCUUAUAAAUGAGAAGGACAAAGGUGGAAACACGCCACUGCAUUUGGCUACCAGGCAUGCACAUCCUAAGGUCGUAAACUAUUUAACAUGGGAUAAAAGAGUUGAUGUGAAUCUUGCGAAUAAUGAAGGCCAGACUGCUUUCGACAUUGCUGUAUCAGUGGAGCAUCCAACUUCAUUUCACCAGAGACUAGUUUGGACAGCACUCAGGUCUGCUGGUGCACGACCAGCCGGAAAUUCAAAUGUCCCACCAAAACCGUCUAAAUCGCCUAAUACGGACGAGUACAAGGACAGGGUAAACACUCUUUUGUUGGUUUCGAUCCUUGUUGCCACCGUGACAUUUGCUGCUGGUUUUACCAUUCCGGGAGGCUACAACAGCUCUGAUCCAGGUGCCGGCUUGGCUAUCUUUCUGAUGAGAAAUAUGUUCCAUAUGUUCGUCAUCUGCAAUACCAUUGCUAUGUAUACCUCCAUCCUUGCGGCAAUCAUCUUCAUCUGGGCACAGUUAGGUGAUCUCAAUUUGAUGGAUCCUGCCUUCAGAUUUGCAUUGCCAUUAUUGGGGUUGGCCCUUUAUGCAGUGUCCUUCGGCUUCAUGACAGGUGUUUCCUUGGUGAUCAGUAAUCUUCAUUGGCUUGCAACUGUUGUCUUCAUUAUUGGAAUCAUCUGCCUUGUCAGUCUCUCAGUACCCUUUCUUUUACUCUUCCUCCCAAGUAAGUCUACUAAUCGUAUCCUUAGGUACAUCUCCUAUUAUCCGUUCCUUAUACUGAUAUGGGCAUCUGAAAGCCCCAAAAUCAAACAGGAAGAUUAGCUUGCCCUGUUGAUGAUGUAUGCUAGCUCCGUCUUCACCUAUGUUUGUUGCUUCUUUCAA